Molecule: messenger RNA, 1006 nt
Organism: Bombina bombina (fire-bellied toad)
Lineage: Eukaryota; Metazoa; Chordata; Amphibia; Anura; Bombinatoridae
Product: putative peptidyl-tRNA hydrolase PTRHD1
Exons: 2
Coding region: 9-368 (119 amino acids)
Molecular function (GO): peptidyl-tRNA hydrolase activity
Source: RefSeq, a predicted model, not a curated record
UAGUAAAGAUGGCCGCGGCGUUGGUACAGUAUGUGGUGCUUCGUGGGGACCUGCGUUCCGGGAUGGGGUGGCCACUAGGAGCCUUGGUGGCUCAGGCUUGUCACGCUGCCACGGCUGUCAUUCACUUGUAUUAUCAGCACCCGCACACCCAGGCCUACCUGCAGGAGCUGGGGAGCAUGCACAAGGUGGUGCUGGAGGUUUCCGAUGAAGCAACAUUGACCACCCUAGCGGAAACUUUGAAACAAGCAAACAUAGAUCACAAACUGUGGAUUGAGCAGCCAGAGAACAUACCAACUUGUAUUGCUAUUAGGCCGUAUCCCAAGGAGGAGGUGCACAAAUACCUUAAAAAAUUCAAGUUGCUUAAGUGACUGCUGCUGCUGUCUGCAGGUGUAAUUGGUUUCCUUGCUGAGAGAACAUUCAUCGUCUGCUACUCUGUGCCAGCAAUAGGGGAGCCGGCGUUAGUGCUUGGUGACUGAGCUGUGACAAUAUUGUAUGGGUCGUUCCAGUCUGUGCCCUCCUUGCUGAUCACAUACGAGGCUGGAUGGAAACUAACAGUUGCUUUGUUUUUUUGAAGGACAUUUACGUUUUCAGUAUAAAAAAAACGUUUUUAGUCAGAAGGAAGCUCUUAAAGGGGCGUGUGACUCUGUAAAGUGUGUAUAAUAAUGGUUUAAUUUAAAAAAAUAUAUAUAUUGGUAAAGGAAUCAUCUGGGGGUACAAGAACUGUCUGGAAUAUAUUCAUAUAACAAAGAAAUGGAAGAGUCACUAUUUUAAUCCAUUUUAAAAGGAUAUAACAUUCAAAAGAUCCAUGUGAAAGGGUACUAAAUGUGAUAACAUAUAUUUCUUCUUAGGUGAAGUUUUAAAGGGUUAUUAUACUGGGACAAUGACACUAAUUUGUUUGAGCAUGUCAUUUUAGCACUAGCUAAAGGGGUUAAACACAAUUAAGGGAUAGAAAGGUCAAAACUGAUAUGUGGAUUUAAAUUUAAAAUAAAAUCAUGUUUGCAAUGUA